GAGAGACUGGGAGACUGGGAGACUGGGAGACUGGGAGACGAAGGUGAGGAUCCAGACGAGUAUCAAACCAAAGAUAUAGGAAAUAGAAACCGCAAAUAAAACCCGGCUCCCUCUCUACGCCACCCAAGUGAUAAUAUAUGAGAAAAACGGUACUUUCCUCUCCCCAUUCCCCUUCUCUUCCCCGUCAAUCACUCACUGUCGCUGCGACCGCCCGAUCAAAGGCCACAAGACCUCACCACCACCACAACGCGUCUCAAACCACUGCACGCGAACAUGACGGAAUGAUAUCAAGGAAUGAUAUCAAGGAAUGAAGAAUCGCGAGUGGGAGAAUUGAGAUAUAUAUCAAUUCGCAUUGGUUAUGAGAACUGGGAGCUUGUCAGAGGAGUGUGGGCGCUGUGAUUGGCUGGGAGGACAGGGGAUCGAUUGCGACAUGGAGGAGGGUUGUGAUUGGUGGUGUGGUUUGGGAAAUGGGGACGAGGCUGAGGGAGUUGCGAGGCUGCGGUUGUGAGGAUGAAGAUGAGGAGGAUGGGGAUGGGGAUGAGGAUGGGGAUGAGGAUGGGGAUGAGGAUGGGGAUGAGGAUGGGGAUGAGGAUGGGGAUGAGGAUGGGGAUGAGGAUGGGGAUGAGGAUGGGGAUGAGGAUGGGGAUGAGGAUGGGGAUUCCAGCCAUGGCACCCUCAGAUAG
Molecule: messenger RNA, 683 nt
Organism: Pseudogymnoascus destructans
Lineage: Eukaryota; Fungi; Ascomycota; Leotiomycetes; Thelebolales; Thelebolaceae
Exons: 2
Coding region: 468-683 (71 amino acids)
Source: RefSeq, a predicted model, not a curated record